CAACAUGCAAAAGCCAGGCCGAGGCCGCCCGCCGGCUGGCCCUACCGGUAGUCUCGUACAUCAUCUCGACGCAAAUAUGACCGACGUGUCCCGGGAUUGAUGCGUUUGAGUACUGACCUCUGCUGACUGCAUGCAGCGUACAUAUGCCCAUACGCCAUCCAGACGUCCUGACGAUCAAACGAAGCUUGCUCACUCAACACGUAGCGGCAAAUGCCGAACAACGACAAAGAAGCAAGUGCCGGCCGGGGAACAUGCACAGACUCGCCGUUCGCCGACCCUCCUCCACUCGCAGCCCAACGAGGAUGCAAGAAAAGGUGACCUGGCCUACCGGUAGUGGGCCGACGACGCCGCCGAAUGGAGCAGUUGGUGGACGUCACCCUUGCUCCACAAAGCCGCAGAACGCCUCUGUGUGUCUCUCUCCCUCAACAUCAAUGCCCAAGGCUAAUGUCGUAGGUCAAAGGUUGCUUCUUUAUGAGUGUGAAAACGAUAAUGUUGACGUAAUGAACGGCCGAUACGUUGGCGAUCUAGACACCACGUGGUGUGACUCAGAGCACUUCAGGGCCCGGCCCGGCCGAGGCCGCCAUCAGACUUCCAUAGGUACACUCGUCCAUACGAUGACUAAUAACGAGGGCCGCAGCUCAAUGCGUGUGUCAUCACAUCGGCAUCCACUAACGGCUCAUGCAGUAUACAUCGUAAGUCCUUCGAAAACGAUACUCCAAGCAACGCCGCCGUCGUGUGAACUCAAGGACAAGAGAAAGGGCAAGAGAAAAAGGAGGGGAAAGGGGGAAAAAAGGGAAAUGAAAACUGAACGUGCCGCUUCAUUGGUUACUGCUUAAAUGCCUACCUACCUCCGUCGAGCACUUAUACAAGUACGGUAAAGAAGCUGGUAGAAGAUGUUCCGAACCAAGGUAUCCAAUAGUGUUUACCGACGUACUCAUCUCGUGAUUUCCAGAGGCGUCUUGCGGUGGCCCCAGUCUCGAG
Molecule: messenger RNA, 981 nt
Organism: Colletotrichum navitas
Lineage: Eukaryota; Fungi; Ascomycota; Sordariomycetes; Glomerellales; Glomerellaceae
Exons: 1
Coding region: 144-836 (230 amino acids)
Source: RefSeq, a predicted model, not a curated record